GUCUCCGCCGAAGUUCUGUUGCCGUCAUGUCGGCUGCGAUUGCGGCUCUGGCUGCUUCCUAUGGUUCGGGUUCAGGGUCCGAAUCGGACUCGGACAGUGAGAGCGGACGGUGUCCGCUGCCAGCGGCCGACUCCCUCAUGCACUUGACUAAAUCGCCUUCCGCCAAACCGUCUCUGGCAGUGGCGGUGGACUCGGCUCCGGAGGUGGCAGUUAAGGAAGAUUUGGAGACUGGCGUUCACCUUGACCCUGCUGUCAAAGAGGUUCAGUAUAACCCUACCUAUGAGACAAUGUUUGCUCCUGAGUUUGGACCAGAAAAUCCCUUUAGGACACAGCAAAUGGCUGCCCCUAGAAAUAUGCUUUCUGGAUAUGCUGAACCAGCUCAUAUCAAUGAUUUUAUGUUUGAACAGCAAAGAAGAACUUUUGCCACAUAUGGUUAUGCAUUGGACCCUUCAUUAGAUACUCAUCAAAUGGCUACUAAGUAUAUAGGUUCUGUAGAAGAAGCUGAAAAAAAUCAAGGUUUAACUGUGUUUGAAACUGGUCAAAAGAAAAUAGAAAAGAGGAAAAAGUUCAAAGAAAAUGAUGCAUCUAAUAUUGAUGGUUUCUUGGGACCUUGGGCAAAAUAUGUGGAUGAAAAAGAUGUGGCCAAACCUUCAGAAGAGGAACAAAAAGAAUUAGAUGAAAUCACAGCAAAGAGGCAGAAAAAAGGCAAACAGGAAGAAGAGAAACCUGGGGAGGAAAAGACAAUCUUACAUGUUAAAGAAAUGUAUGACUAUCAAGGCAGGUCCUAUCUUCACAUACCUCAGGAUGUUGGUGUUAACCUGCGGUCAGCUGUGCCACCUGAGAAGUGUUAUCUUCCCAAAAAGCAAAUUCAUGUGUGGUCUGGACACACAAAGGGCGUCAGUGCAGUCAGAUUGUUUCCCCUCUCUGGCCAUUUAUUGCUGUCUUGUUCCAUGGACUGUAAAAUUAAGCUAUGGGAGGUUUAUGGAGACAGGCGCUGUCUGCGAACAUUUAUUGGUCACAGUAAAGCUGUUAGAGACAUCUGCUUUAAUACUGCAGGAACGCAGUUCCUCAGCGCAGCCUAUGACAGGUAUCUUAAGCUGUGGGACACUGAGACAGGACAGUGUAUAUCAAGAUUUACAAACCGAAAAGUACCCUAUUGUGUCAAAUUUAAUCCUGAUGAAGAUAAGCAAAACCUCUUUGUGGCUGGGAUGUCUGAUAAAAAGAUUGUGCAAUGGGAUAUUCGAAGUGGAGAAAUUGUGCAAGAAUAUGAUCGGCAUUUGGGAGCUGUCAACACCAUUGUUUUUGUUGAUGAGAACAGGAGGUUUGUGAGCACAUCUGAUGACAAGAGCCUAAGAGUUUGGGAAUGGGAUAUCCCUGUGGAUUUCAAGUAUAUAGCAGAACCCAGUAUGCACUCAAUGCCUGCAGUGACUUUGUCUCCAAAUGGGAAAUGGCUAGCAUGCCAAUCAAUGGACAACCAAAUCUUAAUUUUUGGAGCACAGAACAGAUUUAGAUUAAAUAAGAAAAAAAUUUUUAAGGGCCAUAUGGUCGCAGGCUAUGCUUGUCAGGUGGACUUUUCACCAGACAUGAGCUAUGUGAUUUCAGGAGAUGGAAAUGGAAAAUUAAACAUCUGGGACUGGAAGACCACAAAACUCUACAGUCGGUUUAAAGCUCAUGAAAAAGUGUGUAUAGGUGCCGUGUGGCAUCCUCAUGAAACAUCUAAAGUCAUAACAUGUGGUUGGGAUGGUCUCAUUAAAUUGUGGGAUUAAUGAGAUUAAUCGUUAAACUAGGAUCGUUUUGAUCCACUAUCCUAUUUAACUAUUUAAUUAUUAAAUGUGUUGGAUGGCAACUUGAUUUACAGAUUAUCAUUUCCUUACAUGGCCUUACAAAGUUGACACCUUGUUUUGAAAAAAAAAAAACUUUGUAAGUUUGGCUCAUAUGAUUUCAUUGGCAGCUUUAUUUUGUUCUUUAUAGAUAUUAUUUAUACA
Molecule: messenger RNA, 1985 nt
Organism: Rhinolophus ferrumequinum (greater horseshoe bat)
Lineage: Eukaryota; Metazoa; Chordata; Mammalia; Chiroptera; Rhinolophidae
Gene: CDC40
Product: cell division cycle 40
Exons: 15
Coding region: 27-1766 (579 amino acids)
Biological process (GO): mRNA splicing, via spliceosome
Cellular component (GO): catalytic step 2 spliceosome
Molecular function (GO): mRNA binding; protein binding
Source: RefSeq, a predicted model, not a curated record